Messenger RNA from Diaporthe citri, 1446 nucleotides. RefSeq lists its product as uncharacterized. Lineage: Eukaryota; Fungi; Ascomycota; Sordariomycetes; Diaporthales; Diaporthaceae. Gene Ontology annotation, biological process: glucosylceramide catabolic process. Bases 1 to 1446 code for a protein of 481 amino acids. Gene Ontology annotation, molecular function: glucosylceramidase activity. The transcript is spliced from 2 exons. The record is from RefSeq and is a predicted model, not a curated record.
AUGAUUUCCUCACUUCUUCUCGUCGCUGCUGGUGUCGCAACUGUCUCUGCGGCACCAAACCUGAAGCCAAGGGCGGACCCAUCAGCAUUCUGCUCCUCGUCAGACAGCACUUACAAGCUUUCCUCGUUCGACGCGCCAGUUCCAGGAUCCGGUAAUGCCAAUGGCAUGUCAACAUGGGACCUCACCAUUGACGACACAUCCGCCGGCCACAAGCAGAAGAUCACAGGCUUCGGUGCUGCUGUCACGGACGCCACCGUCUCGGUCUUCAACAGCCUCAGCGACUCGGACCGAUCCCGUCUGCUGGACGAACUGAUGACCAGCAGCGGUGCCGACUUCAGUCUGAUGAGGCACACAAUCGCCUCGUCAGACCUGAGUGGCGACCCGGCUUAUAGCUACGACGACAACGGCGGCAACGUGGACACAAGCCUGGGCGGGUUCAACCUCGGCGACAGGGGCAACGCGAUGGCUUCUCUGCUCGCCAAGAUGCGCAGCUUGAAGUCUGGCCUGACUAUCCUCGGAUCGCCGUGGUCUGCGCCCGGCUGGAUGAAGCUGAACGGGGUCUUGUCCGGCACCACCGUCAACAACAACCUCAACCCCAGUUACCGCGAUAGCCUCGCCAAGUACUUCGUCAAGUACCUCCAGGCUUAUGCCGCCAAGGGAGCCUCCGUCGACGCCAUCACCAUCCAGAACGAGCCGCUGAACAGCCAGUCCGGUUACCCGACCAUGUAUGUGUACGAGGAUGAGAGCGGAGAUAUUAUCAGCCAAAAUGUUGGGCCGGCACUCUCUGCCGCUGGGCUUGACACGAAAGUUUGGGCCUAUGAUCACAACACAGACGUUACAUCCUAUCCCCAGACGGUCCUGGACAAAGCAUCACAGUACGUGCCAGCCGUAGCGUGGCACUGCUACGCCUCCAACACAGACUGGGCCACCCUCACCGACUUCCACAACAAGAACCCAAACACUCUCCAAUACAUGACCGAGUGCUGGACCUCCCCCCAGACCGGCUGGUCAGCCGCCGCAGACUUCACCAUGGGCCCUCUCCAAAACUGGGCAUCUGGCUCGCUGGCAUGGACGCUGGGGUCCGACACCACGUACGGCCCGCACCUGUCCUCGGGCGGAUGCGACGCCUGCCGCGGGCUGGUCGUCGUCGACACCUCGGCCCGGACGUACUCCUUUGCGAUCGACUACUACAUGAUGGCGCAGUUCAGCAAGUUCAUGCCCAAGGGCGCGACGGUGCUGAGCGGCACGGGCAGCUACUCGUACGGCGACGGCACGGGCAUCCAGAGCGUGGCCACGCUCAACCCGGACGGCACCCGGACGGUCGUCAUCACCAACAAGUUCGGCAACGACGUCUACGUCACCGUGUCGGCCAAGAGCGGGGACAAGUGGAGCGGCCGGGUGUACCAGAACUCGGUGGUCACUUGGGUGCUGCCGGCCUCGGGCUAG